UGCAUUUUAAAGCACGCACCUUACAACUUCCUUAAUUAAAAGCAAAGUGUGCUACAAAAACGCCCUAAUUAAAGUAAUUAUAAAAGUUUAUAUAUUUAUAUGCUUUAGAAUCGAUGUGCGUGUGUAAUAUAAGUCAAUAUCGCUCUGGCAAAAUGCUAUAUGUAUUGCAUUCAACGGUAGGGCGCCAUGAUAUUCCUAAUGAAAGUUACAUGUGUAAUUUUUUUAAGUACAAAAGUUAAGCAAACUUCUGGUUUGCCAGAAUAUGGUCUAAAGCCUAUAGACCCUUUAGCUAUCGCUAAAUUACAAAUUGAUGCCGGACAAGGAGUGCUGCAUUUUGCUCAAAAGUACAAAAACGCUCUGGUUUUUGGGCUUGCAAAUGUAACGAUCCGUGAUUCUAGCAUGGACUUUGCUCAGAACACUUUAACAUUCUCCGCAUUUUUUCCACUAGUAACAAUUAAGGCUAGUUACGAGGUAAACGGCAAAAUAUUAUUAUUACCAGUACAGGGCAAAGGAGAAUCUUCCAUAAUUUUAGAAAAUCUUCUCGCCAUUCACAACAUACAAUUCGAAGAGAUUACAAAAAACGGCAUAUACUUUGACCCGAAAACCUACUCAGUAAAGUUGUUCCCGGAACAUGUUCAAUACCAGUUCGAUAAUCUUUUCGAUGGUAACAAACUACUGGGCGACAAUAUAAACAAUGUUCUUAAUGAGGAAUGGCGGGCGGUCUUUGACGAUGUGGAAAAAAACUACGCCUUAGCAUUUGCAGAUAUUUUCCUGCAAUACGCCAAGCGCAUAUUUGAACACAUUGAAAAAAAUGCAUUAUUUUUAAUGUAAAAACAUUUAAUGCUACUUACCUACAUGUAUUUACAAAAGUUUGCAGUUUGAUUUUUAAUAGCCUGUAAGGAUUAAAUUGAACAUUUAGUAUACUGUUGAAAAAACGCAUUUGAACUUUUAUGGCUCACAUUGUGCUGUGAGCGACGUAGUAAAGAAUGUAAAAAGAUGUCCAAAAUCACUGUAAAAUACAGUUACAUUGUUUAUUGAUUAAUAAAUAAAAAAUUUAGUUUUAUAUAAUAA
Dendroctonus ponderosae (mountain pine beetle) is the source of this 1071-nucleotide messenger RNA. Its product is annotated as protein takeout. Bases 187 to 831 code for a protein of 214 amino acids. The transcript is spliced from 4 exons. Lineage: Eukaryota; Metazoa; Arthropoda; Insecta; Coleoptera; Curculionidae. The record is from RefSeq and is a predicted model, not a curated record.